AUGGCGACCGUUCCAGUAAACCCUAAGCCGUUCCUAAACGAUCUCACGGGGAAGCAAGUCAUCGUAAAAUUGAAAUGGGGCAUGGAGUACAAAGGCUAUCUCAUGUCUGUCGACGCCUAUAUGAACCUCCAGCUAGCGAGCACGGAAGAGUACAUCGACGGUCAGUUCAUGGGAAGCCUUGGUGAAGUGCUCAUCAGAUGCAACAACGUGCUGUACAUGAGAGGCGUGCCAGAGGACGACGAGAUCACAGAAGCGCAGGAGGAGGAGGAAGGCUGA
Molecule: messenger RNA, 276 nt
Organism: Closterium sp. Naga37s-1
Lineage: Eukaryota; Viridiplantae; Streptophyta; Zygnematophyceae; Desmidiales; Closteriaceae
Source: the annotation of a GenBank genome assembly